CAGUACUACCACUACUACCUGCACCAAAAGAUGCCCAAAACUCAAGCGCAGAAGCUAUGACUUACCUUGAGCAAGGAGCAGUUCAUGAUGGUUGUUCCUCGUUGGUGCUAUGGAAGGCAUGACGGAUGGGCGAGUUUGGUGGAUAGGUGGCUCGGCGCCGAUGCAGAGUUUGCUGCCAAGAGCAUCAAGGCCCGGGCUAACCGUGGAGACGACGGGACACACGGCCAAGGAAACAGGAACCACUGGGGCUUCAAGGCCAUGAAGGAGGACAAGUUGAAGAGGCCGCUCUCAGACAUGGAGUCGUGGAAGCUGGCCCGCGAGCAGAGUCAUCGCAAGGAGGGCGAGAGCCAGUACUACGGCAAGACCGAGGAGCACCUGGGGUCUUACAUUCAUCACUAUCAGGAGUUGCAUCCGGAUGUUCCUUUUGCUGAGGUCGCCCAGUCUCAGAUCGACGACACGGCGGUGGUGGCCAUCCAGGGGAAGAAGAAUGGCCGUUAG
Messenger RNA from Triticum urartu, 498 nucleotides. The record is from RefSeq and is a predicted model, not a curated record. NCBI's taxonomy places the organism in Eukaryota, Viridiplantae, Streptophyta, Magnoliopsida, Poales, Poaceae.